AUUUAUGGCACAGCUCAUUACCCAAUCACGUGUCAUAAGAGGCGGGCGCGUUGUGGGCCUGGUUUUCAGGUUUGGUUGCUGAGAGUGCCAAUACACCCUGCUGUUUGAGGUGACUUAACUGCCGAUCAGAGGAGACCACACACAACCACACCUCUUGUACAAGCAGACUUCUCUACCGGAUGGUUUUGGACACGAUGUGGAAGCGGAGAACUUUUUACUUUUGGCAUUUUUAAACGGGAUGGAUUUUGAGAACACAUAACUCGGAUAUACGUUUUGUAUUUUUGCUGUUGGGAUUUUUUUUUACCCCCUUAUUUGGAGUUAAUCAAGUUUGAAGUUUGCUUCUGGAAGGGAACUGACUUCAAGAACUAAAAUGGACCAAGCCAGCGGUGGGGAGGAUCCCAACAAGCCCUCCAAAAAGAAGUCCAGUGAGGAUGAGGGUAAAAAUAAAAAGCUGAACAUACACAUAAAAACACUGGCUGAUGAUAUGCGUGAUCGUAUAACAAGUUUUAGGAAAACUGGUGCAAAGAAGGAGAAGCCUUUUAUUCAACACCCGACUGAUCCCUUCUCUACCCAAGCCGAACUCCCUCUGCCGCAGCCUUUCUUUGACGAGAGAUCCAUGAACCUCUCAGAAAAAGAAAUAGUUGACCUCUUUGAGAAGAUGAUGGAGGACAUGAACCUCAAUGAGGAUCGUAAAGCCCCUCUGCGUGGGAAGGAACUGGGCAUCAAACGUGAGAUGGUGGUCCAGUACAUCUCGGCCACUGCCAAAUCUAUAACUGGGAGCAAAGUUGCGGGUGGGCUACGUAACAGCAAGCAUGAGUGCACCCUUUCGUCCCAGGAAUACGUCCAUGAGCUGCGAUCUAACAUCAUGGACGAGAAGCUGUUCAACUGCCUGGAGUCUCUCAGAGUGUCUCUCACCAGUAACCCUGUCAGUUGGGUCAACAACUUUGGCCAUGAAGGUCUCGGCCUUCUUCUGGAAAAUCUGGAGAAGCUUCUGGACAAGAAGCCGCAAGAGAAUAUUGAUAAACGCAUUCAGCUUAAGCUAAUCCAGUGCUUAAAGGCUUUCAUGAACAACAAGUAUGGACUGCAAAGGAUCCUGGGAGACGAGCGGAGCUUGUUGCUGUUGGCAAGAGCAAUCGACCCCAAACAGAUCGUCUUGAUGACGGAGAUUGUCAAAAUUCUCUCAGCUAUCUGUAUUAUUGGCGAAGAAAACAUCCUGGAUAAGAUUCUGGCUGCCAUGACAAUUGCUGCAGAGAGGAACAAUAAAGAGAGAUUUGCUCCAAUUGUGGAAGGACUGGAGAACCACGAUGCCCAGCAGCUCCAGGUCGCCUGCAUGCAGCUGAUCAAUGCCCUGGUCACUUCGCCUGAUGACCUGGACUUCCGGAUACAUCUACGCAACGAGUUCCUCAGAUGCGGCUUAAAGAAGAUCCUUCCUGAGUUAAAAAAAACAGAGGAGCUGGACAUUCAGCUGAAGGUGUUCAAUGAGAACAAAGAUGAAGACGCCAUCGAACUCUCCCAUCGCCUGGACGACAUCCGUGCUGAGAUGGAUGAUAUGAAUGAAGUGUACCAUCUCCUGUCAAAUAUGGUGAAAGACACCGCCUCGGAGACCUACUUUCUGUCAAUCCUUCAGCACCUAUUGCUUAUCAGGAAUGACUAUUACAUCAGACCUCAGUACUACAAGGUGAUCGAGGAAUGUGUGUCUCAGGUGGUUCUGCAUCGCAGUGGGACGGACCCUGACUUUGGUUACAGUAAACGAUUGGAUGUGGACUUCACUCAGCUUAUUGAUCAGUGUGUGGAUAAAGCCAAAGUUGAAGAGAGUGAACAGAAGGCUGUAGAGUACUCCAAAAAGUUUGACGAGGAGUUCAGUGCGCGGCAGGAGGCCCAGGCUGAGUCCCAAAAAAAGGAGGAAAAGAUCAAGGAGCUGGAGUCAAAAAUCCAAACUCUCGAGACCCAGUUAACUGUAGAAAAUGACAGGCUCAAAGAGGCUCAGAGACUCAUCAGGGAAUCUGAAGCCAAGAUUGCUGCAGGCCCAGCUGCGCCUGGAGCACCACCUCCUCCACCGCUACCUGGAGGUGCAGCACCUCCACCUCCUCCUCCUCCUCCACCUCCACCUGGUGGAUGUCCACCCCCUCCGCCUCCUCCUCUGCCUGGCCACGCAUCUAUCCCCCCUCCACCACCACCUCCACCCCCAGGGGGAGGUCCUCCACCACCCCCACCGCCCCCAGGUUGUGGGGUCCCACCUCCUCCUCCGUUUGGGGGCUUGGGUGGUCCUCCUCCUCCUCCUGGGUUACCCGUUGUCAAGCUGCCUUAUGGACUGGAGCCAAAGAAGAUUUACAAGCCUGAAACUGUGAUGAAGAGGGUCAACUGGUCCAAGAUAGUGCCUCAGGAAAUGGCAGAGAAUUGCUUCUGGAUCAAAGUCAAAGAAGAGAAGUUUGAAAACCCUGACCUAUUUGCUCAGCUCUCCCUGUGCUUCUCCUCACAGAGUAAAGUGAAAAAAGAUGUGAGUGAUGAGACUGAUGACCGAGUACCACAGUUCAAGAAGAAGGCAAAGGAACUUCGUAUCUUGGAUGCCAAGACUGCGCAGAACCUCUCAAUUUUCUUGGGCUCGUUCCGCCUGCCUUAUGAAGAGAUCCGGGACAUUGUGCUGGAGGUAGACGAGGAAAGACUGAGUGAAUCACUCAUCCAGAACCUAAUAAAGAACUUGCCUGAGCAGAAAGAACUGAGUGCUCUAGCGGAACUAAAAGGUGAAUACGAGGAGCUUGUGGAGUCAGAGCAGUUCGGCAUUGUGAUGAGUUCAGUGAAGCUGCUGCGACCACGUCUCAAUGGCAUUUUGUUCAAGCUGACUUUCGAGGAGCAGGUGAACAACAUCCGGCCAGACAUCAUGAAUGUGACGUUCGCCUGCGAGGAGGUAAAGAAGAGCGAAGGCUUCCGCAAACUCCUGGAGUUUGUGUUGCUGGUCGGCAAUUACAUGAAUGCUGGCUCAAGGAACGCACAGACGUUUGGUUUCAACAUCAGCUUCCUGUGCAAGCUACGAGACACUAAAUCCAUCAGUCACAACACAACACUUCUCCAUUUCCUGGCUGAGAAGUGCGAAGAGAAUCACCCAGAGAUUUUGAAGUUUCCAGAUGAGCUGGAACAUGUGGAGAGUGCCAGCAAAGUGUCUGCUGAAAUUUUAAAGGGCAGUCUGACCACAAUGGAGAAGCAGAUUGAGCGUCUGGAGAACGAUAUCGAAAACUUCCCCAAAACGGACGACCCCCAAGAUAAGUUUGUGGAAAAGAUGUCCGGCUUCUCCAAACAUUCUCGGGAGCAGUACGAGAAGCUGUCCACCAUGCACAAGAACAUGCAGAAGCUGUACGAGAGCAUCGGCAGCUACUUCGCAUUCGACCCCCACUCAGUCAGCGUGGAGGAUUUCUUCGGAGAGCUGGCCAACUUCCGCUUCCUCUUCAUGGAAGCCAUGAAGGAGAACCACAAGAAGAGGGAGAUGGAGGAGAAGAUCAAGAGAGCCAAGCUGGCGAAGGAGAAAGCUGAGCGAGAGAAGCAGGAGCGUCAGCAGAAGAAGAAGCAGCUGAUUGACAUGAACAAAGAAGGGGAUGAAACUGGCGUGAUGGACAGUCUAAUGGAAGCUCUGCAGUCUGGAGCAGCUUUCCGUGAUCGGCGAAAACGGGCACCACGAAAUGGUGAUCAAAGCCCUUCCAGUCCAGCCUCUCGGUGGCCAGGUGCUAACUAUGGUAACAGAACUCUAGACAACCGCCGUGCAGCCCUCGAAAGGUCUCGCUCACGCCACAACCCAAAUCACCAAGCUCGAUGAUUACCCGCGUCUACUACAAGACCCUAGAUAAGUGCCAAAGAGGCCUGCGAUGAGGAGGAGGAGGAGGAGACGAGGAAGACAUCAGGAGGGAUAGACCACCUCCCUCCCUGUGGCUUACCCAGCACCAAGUAUGGAAAACUGCCUAAAGAAUGGAAUAACAUUUAUAGUCUUUAUUGGACACGCUACAUAUUUAUUGUAUGCUUUUUUUAUUGCUUAAAGAUUUUGGAACUGAAACAUUUUAAAAGCUGUUAAUUUUCAGGUUUAACCUAUAUUUUAAUCCAAAUGCUUCAAUUAACUCAGUUUUGACAGGAGAAACAUAACAGUAUGCUGCACAGAGACAUAUAUCCAAGAUGGACUUCUGAAAACUGCAUGCUUGUGGAGGAACAUGGACAGCUGUCCUUUAAAUGGAAACUACAAGUCUUAAAGGAAGAGAGGACAGUGUAAUACUAUCGCAUUUAACGUCCUUUCUUCAGACAUAAUCGCGUCUUCGCACUCCAACAAAGCCACAGGAGCUGGCGGCUGUCUGCACCAACACAGAGCACGUGACUCACUGACAUUCAAACUGCAAGACAUUUUAGUUGAUUUAAUUUUGUGUUGUGUAAUCUCACUUUUACCCUUCAGGUGCCGAUUUGAGUCCCGAGGUUAGUUUUGCUGUUACCAUUAGAGGCUGACAUUUUUAAAUGCAUCCAGGUCUCUGUCAGGGACAAACAAGAACACUCAGACCUCUCGUUAGGUCACACAGGGUUUCAACAAAGCACACCUCAGUGUUUAAAAGGUAUUACAUGUUUAUGGCACUUUUUCAAUAAGGCUAAAAAAACAGCUGGAGUAAUGGGGGGGGAAGUUAAGGUUUGAAAAUUGAGCUGUGUGAAAACUGACUGCUCCCUUAGAUAAGAAACUAUAAUCCUGUAAAAUCCACUUCUAAUCUUAUGAGCGCACGAGAACAACACUCUUCACACUGGAAGUUGUUACUGAAAUCAGCCAGUUUCAGUAACUCUGAGAUGUUUUAAGAUGAAGUUACAUCGAAGAAACUUAAAAAAAAAAAAAAAACAUUUUUUUUUUUUUUUUUUGUGUUACAUUUCAAAUAAUAAAUGGAUUGCACUUGUAUAGCACUUCAUCAAGUCUAGAGGCUCAAAUCACUUCACACUACGCUCAGUCAUUCAUCCAUUCACACACAUUGAUGGCGGCACGCUACUGGAUAGUUGCCACAUCUGCCCACAAGCUGAGAGUUGCCAGAGAUCGAAUACAGAUUGUGGGGCGAACUCCUACCACCAUCAUCACCCAUCAUCCACGCCAAAUGAUCGCGACAGAACGGUUAAGGCUCCCACAGACUCGGCUGUACGGUCGACGAGCGUCAUGUGUAACAAUUUCCUUAAUUUCUCAAGUGUUUUUGUUUAGUGAAGGUCUUUAUAUUUCCUCAUUAAUGUAACAUACUAUAUUUCUUAUUUCUUAUAUCUUCAAAUUCUGACUCCAUUUUGUCCCCAAGUUGGCAACCUUAUCAGCUCACCGUCACAUUUAAAACCGUUCGAUGUGCGACAGGAAGUACACCCAAGUUUGUGGGAGCCUUCAUUGUUAAUCUCUAAUCAUAUCAUUUUACAUUUGACUUUUUGCAUUUAUUUUUUUUAAUUUUGUAUCAUGUAAGACCAACGAUGUCGUGACCAAACUCAACCCUGAGUAAAUGCUGCCUCUGUGGUCCACAUCACCUUCUUUUGUUUUCACCAAAUACAUCACAGGCCAGUUGAAAUUACAGUAAUAUUCUGGGUAAUUUGUAUUUUCAAAACACAUAAUAUAACCUGACUGUAUUUUUUUUUUUCUAAUUCCUUAAGUAUAGAAAACAUUUCUGUGUAGGGCAUCAAUCUAUGGACCAACGUCUUCAUUAAUCGUUUAUUGCAGCGAUUUAACUCUUCUAACAGUGUAUUUAUUUCUGAUAAAAUAAUGGCCACACUCUGGAGAAUUUCCCUUUCUUUAUGUUUUUAUUUUGAAGCACUAGGGAUGUUUCUCAGAAAUAGUUUAAUAUUAAGACAGUUUCUGUCUUAAUUCUUAUUUCUCUCAAACAGAAAUAAGAAUCGGCAGGUUUCCAGAAAUCAAUCAGUGCACGAAUACUGCUGCAGGAUCGGCGACACCAUUUGAGCUUUCCUCUUAUAAAAGACAGUGGGUUCCUUUCUUAGUAAGGACCCAGUUUCAUAUUUCAAUGUAAACUAUUUAUUCAUAUAUUCAUGCUAAGGGCGGCUCUGUCCCCCUCACUUCACUAGACUGUAAGCAGAUGCUACUAAAAACAACCAUUAAAUCCACACGGAGACAGGGCAUGACCAGAAUUACAGACGGAGGGCCACAGCAGGCAGGAUGAUGCUUGUCUUAGUGAGCGAGUCUCCAAAUGCCUUCCAGUUCCUGAGCACUAAUGACAUAAGUGACCCUUUUACCAUGACAGAAGUUACUUCAGCAACAGCAUAAGUUUGCUUUGGGCUUCGUGUGUCUGCGCACCUCAUGCAACCUCAGUAAUUCGAACAGGAACCCAGGGAAAAUGGGAGGCAGUGGUCUCGACUCCUGGGCUGAAUAGAUGGAGGUUUUUCAUUUAAACAAUCUGCCAGUGCUGCUUGUGAUGCGUCUGUUUCACGGAGCCUCCCCUCCCUCUGCCCGCGCGCAUCUAAAAAAUGCAAUUUUACACAUCAUCUCGGCUCGAGGUGCGCCCACAACGCUCCGCGAAGUCUGCAUAUUUAAGAAGACAAUAACUCUGAGCUGAAUAUCAGGUUGGAGCCGUCACAGAGCAAAAGCGUUGAGAAUGAGUUUUCUGGAUAAGGGACUCUGCGGUGGCGGCAGUUUUGAGGACGUGUUGUACACAGCAGUGAUAGAGAUGCGCUGUCAAAAGAAGUGAUUUCCUCUCUGUAAUCGCUUCUCACCCUUUGUUCCUCGCAACACCACACCUGGACAAUUUUAAGCUUCAAAUAAGACCUUUUUUUUUUUUUUUUUUUUAGAUCAGUCCUCCAGCAACACAGAUCUGCCAUGAUAUUGGAUGUUUAUCUGCAAAAAUGUGCAAAUUUUUGCAUUUUGAUUAUAAAGUUUGGCUCAAAAACGUAUUUAACCCUGAAAGUUCUUUUCAAUUAGCCUUUAAGCUGUACAGACAUCUUAAAAAGUCUUAUUUUGGUCAAUAUUGAUGACCAUUUUUAAAGGUAGAUUUGUUGUGAUUUUAAGUUAUGUAUUUAUCAUCUAAAAAAACAUUUUUAAAUAAGUAGAGUAAUUAAUAGUUAUUGUAAUAGUUUCCUGCAACGAAAGACAGCGUCACAAACCGAAAACUGAGAAAAAUUGGCAUCAUGCAGGACAAAAAAAACUAUGCUAAACGUAAAAUUAAGAGAGUCCUACACAAAAACAUCCCUCAUCGUAGCUGUGAUUGUUGUCUCUUCAUCCCAUAGUGUUUUAAUAGAAAGUAAUAGCUGGAGCCUUUCAGGUUGACGAGCCUGAACUGAUCCAUUAUAGUCGUGUGAAAAACAGAGAAUCAUACCUUCAUCUUUGUGCUUGUUACUAACAAACCUCAGCUGAUGAUGAUAAUCUUUGGGUGUUUAUGACACCAGAGAUGUUUCACAUUUAAAACCACAAACUUCAGAGCAUUUCUUUGGAAUUGUUACUUUAAAAACAAAUAAAGAAAUACACUGUGAUACAGUGAGGACAAAAUUUACACAUAACAUUGGCUAGUAUCAAAAAUAAUAUGAUCCAAAGACAAACAAAAGAAAUAUGUACAACUGGCUAAAUAGAGAUAAAACUGUAAAUACCAGAAGGGUUACACCAUCUAAAAUGUUGACCUUUUUAAAGACUAAUUGUGAAUUAAAUCACAACAAACAUUCAAAAGAUGUUAAAUGAGUAAAUAACUUUGAUAACCAGCUUGCUAAUUAGCAGAGCUAGUUAGCAUUGCUUCAAUUACCUUGAGUCUCAAAACGCAAUGAUGUUUAUGACUCAAACUUUAGCCUGACAGAAAAAAGUGCAGCUUGAAAAAACAUAAUAUACGAUUAAAUAGUCCUGCUACGAUAGACAUGUAAUUAACAUAUUUAAAGCAAACGUGUUUAUUAUUAUUAUUAUUUAUUUAUUUACAACAUUUUAAGACCUUGAGUUUAAGACUUUUUAAGGAUGCCCUACUUUUGGAAGCAGUGAUUGGUGUAGAAGAAAGAAUCUGUAAUAAUGUUGUAUUUAGGGAAACACUCUAAAAUACAAUUUAUUGCAAAACGUUGGCUUCAGAUAUAUAAUGCACCAAGUAGGUGGCAGCAUCAUGCUGUGGGAAUGCUUUUCUUCAAAGGAAAAUACAUGAGAAGCUACAAAAAGAGUUGAAACUUCGGUUUAAAUCCAUUUAUCAACGUUCAUAAAUACGUACUAGUAUCUUAUGUUGGCCUAUCUCAUAAAAUCGUGAUAAAAUGCAACAAAGUUUGUGGUUCUAAUGUGAUGAAUUGUGAAUAAUUUCAAGGGGAAUAAACAGUUUUACAAGCCACUGAGUGCUGAUGGUUCUCAUACAAGUGAGGAGGCAGGGGUAUGAAGUGCAAAGGUUAACUUUAAGGCUCCUAAUUCUGUGCAGACAAAGGGAAGAUUUGUUCCAAGAUUUGCAAAGGCAACAUUGCUGCUAACAGAGUGAACUAUUUGCUAAGCAUGUCUUCUGGUAAACAGUUACCAGCUGCCACAUAUCCACUUCUAUCCACUUCUUCCUACUUUGAUAGACUUUGCUGGUGAUUUGAUGAAGUUCAGCUGCGGCUGAAUCAACAAGCAAAGCUUAUUUUUGUUGACUAACCCUGUUUGACCAUGAUGCGUAAGCUGCCAUAUCCCUGCCUACCUUCCUUUUAUUUGUCACCGAGUAUGUUUUAUUGUCUUAAGAAGCAUUUAUAUUUUUAACAUUUCGAGGUUAUUUGUAUGCUUAGAACACGGGAAAAAACAAAAUGGUUAUGAAGGCUGUCCUUCCAUGGAGAAUGGUACAAAUUAAUAACCACUUUGUUAUUAAAACUGAUUUCUGAAAA
Poeciliopsis prolifica (blackstripe livebearer) is the source of this 8790-nucleotide messenger RNA. Its product is annotated as protein diaphanous homolog 2-like. Gene Ontology annotation, biological process: actin cytoskeleton organization; actin filament polymerization. Gene Ontology annotation, molecular function: small GTPase binding; microtubule binding; actin binding. The record is from RefSeq and is a predicted model, not a curated record. The transcript is spliced from 31 exons. Gene Ontology annotation, cellular component: cytoplasm; actin filament. Lineage: Eukaryota; Metazoa; Chordata; Actinopteri; Cyprinodontiformes; Poeciliidae. Bases 371 to 3805 code for a protein of 1144 amino acids.